Molecule: messenger RNA, 552 nt
Organism: Camellia sinensis
Lineage: Eukaryota; Viridiplantae; Streptophyta; Magnoliopsida; Ericales; Theaceae
Source: RefSeq, a predicted model, not a curated record
GUUGGUUGUGGCUUUUACUUGUUGGGAUGUUAUUGCAUUCAUUUAUUUGUUUAUUUGAGAGAAACUUUUGAUAUAUCCUCUGCUGCUUGUUCCAUACACAGGUAUAUACCAAAUGAGUUGCGUGGAGGGAUGAUGAGCCUUUCUCUAGCCCUGCAAAUGCAGCAAUUCUAUUUGUCCUAUUGCAGGUUUCAGUACAUGGCUAUAUCGGAUGAAAGGCAAAGGAUCAUGCCAACGCCACAUGACCGUGAAGCUGGCCUAGUCCUUGACUACCCUGAAGCUGUUCUGUUGACAAAUCCAAGCAAUCCAGAGCUCACUGGGGAGGUGGAUGAUAAGUACCAAUAUUCAUGUGAUGACAAAGGCAAUCGGGUUCAUGGGUGGAUAUUCUCCAACCCGGUUGUUGGAUUCUGGAUGAUCACACCCAGUGAUGAGCUCCGUACAGGUGACCCUGUCAAGCAAGAUCUCACCUCGCAUGUAAUGACAAAUCAGGAGGCAGUGGAGUGCAUUAGGAACAUAAAGGAUGCUAAAGCAGCUGCUAAGCACCUUACUUGUUGA